AUGCUUUCUGCAACCCCCCUGUAUGGGAACGUGCACAGCUGGAUGAGCAGCGAGCGGGUCCGCAUGUGCGGGAUCAACGAGGACAGGAAAAUUCCUGUAAAUGACGGUGACGCUUCAAAGGCCAGACUGGAACUGAGGGAAGAAAAUCCCUUGAACCACAACGUGGUGGACGCGACCACUGCCCAUCGGAUCGAUGGCCUGACGGCGCUGAGCAUGGACCGCACGGGCCUCAUUCGGGAAGGGCUGCGGGUCCCAGGCAACAUCGUGUACUCCAGCCUGUGCGGUCUGGGCUCCGAGAAGGGCCGGGAGGCCGCCACCAGCUCCCUCAGCGGGCUUGGGUUUUCUUCCGAAAGAAACCCAGAGGUGCAGUUCAAGCCCAACACCCCCGAGACGGUGGAGGCCUCCGCCGUCUCAGGAAAAGCCCCCAAUGGCUUCAGCGCCAUCUACAAGACGCCCCCCGGAAUACAAAAGGGCGCCGUGCCCCCCGCGGAGGCCCUGGGCUUGGACAGGCCGGCAGGCGACAAGCAGAGCCCUCUCAACAUCAACGGUGCUAGCUACCUGCGGCUGCCCUGGGUCAACCCCUACAUGGAGGGGGCCACGUCAGCCAUCUACCCCUUCCUGGACUCGCCCAACAAGUACCCCCUGAACAUGUACAAGGCCUUGCUACCUCAGCAGUCCUACAGCCUGGCCCAGCCGCUCUACUCCCCGGUCUGCACCAACGGGGAGCGCUUCCUCUACCUGCCGCCGCCCCACUACGUCAGCCCCCACAUCCCCUCGUCCCUGGCGUCGCCCAUGCGGCUCUCCACGCCCUCGGCCUCCCCGGCCAUCCCCCCGCUGGUCCACUGCACCGCCGACAAGAGCCUGUCCUGGAAGAUGGGGGUCAACCCCGGGAACCCCAUCGAUUCCCACGCCUACCCCCACAUCCAGAACAGCAAGCAGCCCCGGGUGCCGUCCGCCAAGCCGGUCAGCAGCGGCCUGCCCGGGGAUGCGGCGCUCCUGCUGCCGCCCUCGCCGCGGCCGUCGCCCCGAGGCCACCUGCCCUCGCAGCCCGCGGUGGACUACGCGGAGUUCCACAAGCACUAUGCCCGGAUCUCCACGUCUCCCUCCAUCGCCCUGUCCAAGCCAUACAUGACAGUCAGUGGAGACUUCCCUGUGGGCAGGCUCUCCAAGUACCAGAAGGCGGCAGAGGGGGCCGACAGCGCGCAGCCGGUGCCCGGGCACACCCGGAAAACAGCGGCCCAGGACAGGAAAGACGGGGGCUCCCCGCCUCUCCUGGAGAAGCAGACCAUUACCAAAGACGUCACCGAUAAGCCGCUGGACUUGUCGUCGAAGGUGGUGGACGCGGAUGCGUCCAAGGCCGAGCACAUGAAGAAGAUGACGCCCACGGUGCUGGUCCACAGCAGAGCCGCGAGCGGCCUGGUGCUGGCGGGGGGCGACAUGCCCAAGGAGACCUUGUCCCCGCCGGGGGGCGGCUGUGCCCUCUACAGAUCCGAGAUCAUCAGCACGGCGCCCUCGUCCUGGGUGGUGCCCGGACCCAGCCCCAACGAGGAGAGCGGCGGCAAGGGGCUGUCGCUCAAAAACAAGGCGCUGGACUGGGCCAUCCCUCAGCAGCGCAGCUCCUCGUGCCCUCGCAUGGGUGGCACGGACACCGUGGUCACCAACGUGUCGGGGGCAGUGUCCAGCGCAGGCCGCCCGGCCUCCGCGUCGCCGGCCCCCAAUGCCAAUGCCAAUGCCGAUGGCAGCAAGACCAGCAGGAGCUCCGUGGACACCACGCCGUCCGUCAUCCAGCACGUGGGCCAGCCUCAGAGCACGCCCGCCAAGCACAGCGGGGCCAACGGCAAGGGCGUCAAAGCCAGCAACCCAGACUCGAGCUUCAAAGCGAGCGAGAACGGCCUCCCGUCCAGCUCCAUCUUCCUCUCUCCAAACGAGGCGUUCAGGUCCCCCCCCAUCCCCUACCCCAGGAGCUACCUCCCCUACCCGGCGCCCGAGGGCAUCGCUAUCAGCCCCCUCUCCUUACACGGCAAGGGACCCGUGUACCCUCACCCGGUUCUGCUGCCCAACGGCAGUCUCUUUCCCGGGCACCUGGCCCCCAAGCCCGGCCUCCCCUACGGGCUGCCCACCGGCCGGCCGGAGUUUGUGACCUACCAGGACGCGCUGGGGCUGGGCAUGGUGCACCCCAUGCUCAUCCCUCACACGCCCAUAGAGAUCGCCAAGGAGGAGAAGCCGGAGAGGAGGUCCCGGUCCCACGAGAGAAGCCGCUACGAGGACCCGACCCUCCGCAGCCGCUUCUCCGACGUGCUGGAAGCCAGCAGCGCCAAGUUACACCCCGACGUUCCCACCGACAAGACCCCGAAGCCCAGCCCCAGCUGGAGUCAGAGCAAAACUGUCAUCAAGAGCGACAAGCCCGUCUACGUGGACCUCCUCCGGGAAGAGGCAGACACUAAGCCUGACACAAGCGUGUCCAAAGCCGCCUUUGCAGGCGACGGCAUCGGCCAGGCCGCCGAGCCCGCCAAGCCCCCGGCCGACCCGGCCCUGCAGUCGCACCGCGACUUCCUGGCCCUGAGAGAGGAGCUGGGCCGCAUCGGUGACUUCCACGAGGCCUAUGGCUUCAAGCAGGCCGCGGGCCAGUCCGUCUUCGGCUUGGGCAAGGAGAGCCCUGCAGCGGGCACCAAGGAGAGCCUGGGGGGGCCGGUCUCCACCUCGUUCCUGGACCCUACCCUGGGGAGCGAGGGCCCCGCUGUAACUUUCGGUAAAACCCAAGAAGACCCCAAACCGUUUUGUGUGGGCGGUGCCCCACCCAGUGUGGACGUCACCCCCAUCUAUACCAAAGAUGGAGCUGAUGAGGCAGAAGCAGAUGGCAAAGUGCUGAAGCCGAAGCCAUCGAAGCUGGCCAAGAGAAUCGCCAACUCCGCCGGUUACGUGGGUGACAGGUUCAAGUGUGUCACCACCGAACUGUAUGCAGAUUCCAGCCAGCUGAGCCGGGAGCAGCGGGCCCUGCAGAUGGAAGGAUUACAAGAGGACAGUAUUUUAUGUCUACCCGCUGCUUACUGUGAGCGUGCAAUGAUGCGCUUCUCAGAGUUGGAGAUGAAAGAGAGAGAAGGUGGCCACCCAGCAACCAAAGACUCCGAGGUGUGCAAGUUCAGCCCUGCCGAGUGGGAGAGCCUGAAAGGAAAUCAGGACAAAAAGCCAAAGUUGGUCGCCCUGGAGGAGGCCAUUGCUGACCAGAAUGACAGUGAGAGAUGUGAAUACGGUGUUGGCAACAAACACGACCCCUUCGAGCCCCCGGAGAGCAAGGACCUGUCCCUGGAGUCGUACUUCGUGGACAGGCCUACCUUGGGCGAGCCCCUCAGCGAGCAGGCAGCCGCCGACGUGCCGGGCAGCCCCGCCCUGCAGCUGGACAGGAAGCGCAAGGCCUCGGGUGACAGCACCCUCGCCGAGGCCCCCGGAGAGGAGCUGUCGGAGGACCCGCUGCUGAAAGCCAAGCGCAGGCGGAUCUCCAAAGGGCUGCAUCCUAAAAAGCAACGCCACUUGCUGCACCUUAGAGAACAGUGGGAGCAGCAGGUGUCGGCAGCUGAGAGCAAACCUGGCCGGCAGGGCAGGAAGGAAGUGACCCAGGCCACUCAGCCUGAGGCCACUGCCCAGGGCAAUAGCCUCUCCGAAGAGAAGCCCGGCAGGAAAAGGGCAGAGACCAAAGGCAACAGGAGCUGGGCGGAGGAGGCCCUCACGUCCAGUGACAAUGAGCAAGGUCUGCCUGUGUUCGCGGGCUCUCCGCCCAUGAAGGGCCUUUCAUCCACCAAUGCGAGCGGCAAAAGGCAGGCUCAGCCAAGCUGCACGCCAGCCUCGAGGCCGCCUGCCAAACACCCGAAAAUUAAAGAAAACCCGAAGACAGAUGUGCUGUGCACGGACGAGGAGGAGGACUGCCAGGCCGCGCUGCUGCACAAGUACACCGACGGCGGCGAGAAGCCGUCGGGGAAGAGGCUGUGCAAGACCAAGCACCUGAUGCCCCAAGAGCCGCGCCGCAGCCUGCCGGUGCCCGGGGACUACUACGUGGACAAUAGUGAUGGCAAGGUGACCGUCAGGAGAGUCCGAAAGCGGCCCGAGUCCAGUUCCGACUACGAUCUGUCCCCGGCCAAGCAGGACCAGAAGCCCUUUGACCGUUUGCAACAGCUGCUGCCGGCGACGCAGUCCGCCCAGCUGCCCCGCUCCAGCUCCCCUCCCGAGGCCACGCAGUCGCGCCCCAUGCCCCCCGAGGCGCGGAGACUUAUUGUCAAUAAGAACGCGGGCGAGACCCUCCUGCAGCGCGCGGCCCGCCUGGGCUACGAGGAGGUGGUCUUGUACUGCUUGGAGAACAAGAUUUGUGACGUGAAUCACCGCGACAAUGCCGGAUACUGUGCCCUGCAUGAAGCCUGUGCCAGGGGGUGGCUGAACAUUGUGCGACACCUUCUCGAAUACGGUGCUGACGUCAACUGCAGUGCCCAGGACGGAACCAGGCCCCUCCACGAUGCAGUUGAGAACGACCACCUGGCGAUCGUCCGCCUGCUGCUCUCCUAUGGUGCUGAUCCCACUUUGGCUACGUACUCAGGUAGAACCAUCAUGAAGAUGACGCACAGCGAACUCAUGGAAAGGUUUUUAACAGACUAUCUGAAAGACCUACAGGGCCGCAGCGACGAGGACUCCAGCAGCUUCUGGGAUUUCUACGGCAGCUCCGUGUGCGAGCCUGAUGAUGAAAGUGGCUAUGAUGUGCUGGCGAACCCGCCGGGGCCAGAGGAUCUGCAGGAGGAUGAUGAGGCCUGCAGUGAUGUGUUCGAAUUUGAGUUUGCGGAAAGCCCCCUCCUGCCGUGUUACAAUGUCCAAGUGUCCGUCGCUCAGGGGCCCCGCAACUGGCUGCUGCUGUCGGACGUGCUGAAGAAGCUGAAAAUGUCCUCGCGGAUAUUCCGCUGCAACUUCCCCAACGUGGAGAUCGUCGCCAUCGCCGAGGCCGAGUUCUACCGGCAGGUUGCAGCGAGCCUCCUGUUCUCCUGCCCCAAAGACAUGGAGGCCUUUAACCCCGAGAGCAAGGAGCUCCUGGAUCUGGUGGAGUUCACGGGGGAGCUGCAGAGCCUGCUGGGCUCCACCGUGGAGUGGCUGCACCCCAGCGACACGGGCUCGGACGACUACUGGUGA
Molecule: messenger RNA, 5163 nt
Organism: Pipistrellus nathusii (Nathusius's pipistrelle)
Lineage: Eukaryota; Metazoa; Chordata; Mammalia; Chiroptera; Vespertilionidae
Source: the annotation of a GenBank genome assembly